Acomys russatus (golden spiny mouse) is the source of this 1032-nucleotide messenger RNA. RefSeq names its product melanoma-associated antigen 11-like. Gene Ontology annotation, cellular component: nucleus. The transcript has a single exon. NCBI's taxonomy places the organism in Eukaryota, Metazoa, Chordata, Mammalia, Rodentia, Muridae. Bases 1 to 843 code for a protein of 280 amino acids. The record is from RefSeq and is a predicted model, not a curated record. Gene Ontology annotation, biological process: negative regulation of transcription by RNA polymerase II.
AUGCCCAUGUCCCAGGAGCUGAGGCAGGUGAGGUGGAGGCCACCACCACCCUCAGGGCAUCCAUCUGUGGGUGAUAUGCUGGGCUCUCCCCAGUGGCCUCAGAGAGCCUCCUCUCCCGACUAUGCCAGCGGCCCUGCCAGUAGGGCAUCAUCUGUUGAGUCUUCUGGCAGCCAAGGAACAGAACUGGAUGACCCACACUCUCCCUCACAAGGUGUCCUCAACAGAAAGAUGAUUGAUGUGGUUCGCUUCCUUCUCAUCAAGUACACUAGGAAGCAGCUGACAUCUAAGGCUCAGAUUCUGUACAUAGUCCUCCGUGGUUACAAGGAAUACUACCCGGUCAUCUUUUCUAAGGCAUCUGAUUGUUUGAGGCUGCUCUUUGGCCUGGAGAUAGUGGAAAGAAACGCCCCUGACCACAUCUACUCUGUUGCCCUUGCCCUUGGGAUCACCUACCAUGGGACUCAGCAAGGUUUUCCAGGCGUACCCAAGACAGGCCUGCUACUAAUCGUGCUGUGCAUCAUCUUCAUAGAGGACAACUGCGCUAGUGAGCAGGCCUUGUGGUGCGUACUGAACAACAUGGGGGUGUAUGCAGGCAGUGAGCAUUUCAUGUACGGGGAGCCCAGACGUCUCAUCACGGAGCAUUUUGUGCAGGAAGGGUACCUGGAAUACAGGCAGGUGCCUGACAGCGAUCCUCCUUCCUAUGAGGUCCUGUGGGGCCCAAGGGCCCGCGCUGAAACCACCAAGAUGAAAUUACUCAAGUUUUUUGCCAGCAUCUUUAAGCAGGAUCCCAGAGCCUACCCCUUUAGAUAUGCAGAGGCUCUGAGAGAGGAGAUAGACAGGGUCUAGGCCAGGAGGGCCGGGCAGAUGGCCCUUCUGGCUCUGCCCUGCACACGUUCUACUUCCCACACAGGCAGUUCCCAUCCAACCCCAGUACAGGCAGAGUCAGCCAUCUAAGUACCACGCCAUCAUGUGACACAUGGUGGGAGGAGCUGUGGGAACCACUCUCUCCUGUUCUUCCCUCUACUCUGUCCCGUC